Messenger RNA from Pocillopora damicornis (cauliflower coral), 6097 nucleotides. RefSeq names its product receptor-type tyrosine-protein phosphatase delta. Gene Ontology annotation, biological process: protein dephosphorylation. Gene Ontology annotation, molecular function: protein tyrosine phosphatase activity; protein binding. The record is from RefSeq and is a predicted model, not a curated record. Lineage: Eukaryota; Metazoa; Cnidaria; Anthozoa; Scleractinia; Pocilloporidae.
AGAGAAAAGCCAGUUGAGCCAAAACAGGCUGUAACGUGUUAGAUCCCUAACAUCAAAGCUCCAUGCCGCAAUUGAGUGGUUAAAAAACCGCAAAUACCAAAGAUUAACGAAGAGAGAAAUCAAAACAGUAAAGCGUCUCUCAAACUGCUUUAAACAGAUAUAUCCUGUCAUGUCAGAAUGGUCUCGAGGCUUGGUUCACUAGGAGAAUACAGUGGACUCGUUAACAAGCUUUGAGGUGUUUGCUAUCAUCUCAAGCAGAGCGCGUUGUCUUUUUCUUGUGGAGCUCAGGUACUGCUGCCUCCUGCCUGGAGACUUAAUGAGAUAGCAAAAGAACAGCAGCGUGUGUUUAUAAACAAUCGCGUGGUUAGUUAAUUUACAGCGGUAAAAGGCACUCUCACCAGUUAACUGUAAGCUGAUAGUCUAAUUGUGGUGUCAUAUACCACCUAAUUGGAAACUCAACUCUAAACAGAGCUGCAGUUGACACAAGGCAUGUUGAUCAAACUCAUUGCACUACAGGAAAAAAUUAAUCCGUGAAUUGCUCUUGACCUGGGAAAAGGAACUGGGCAUCUGAGAACUGGUAUCCUCAACAGGUUUCCUCUGUGCUGAAACGUUUAGGAUAGUGCUACUGACGCAUGGCUUGUGUACAAGUCUUCGCAUGAUGUGAUGCUCGAUAUUGGUGCGUGUUCUGACAGUUGUAAGGAUUGCGCGCUGGUAGGCAUCGAAGUCAAUCCCUAAAGACAAGAUUCAAGGAAGAUGUACCGUUUUUGGCUUAUCCUUCACAUGCUGUGGAUUACAGUGGCUGUGAAUGCUUUUGACCUCUCACCACCUGGUAACUUUGUGGGUUACGUGACUGGCGAUAGAGGAGUAAAGUUGGCUUGGGAAGUGACAUCUCCAUCAAAUGACACUGUUUUUGAACUAAGAUGGAGGGCGAAUUCCGACGAGUCCUCCAUGGUUGUCUCUGGUACCACAAACAAUGUUACCGUACGUGGUCUUAGAUUAUACACACAGUAUUUCUUUCGUAUACGGAAAGGUUUGGUGAAUGGCACUUGGGGAGGAUUCACAAAAUAUACUCACGUCUGGACACCGGAUAUAUUCUUGGUUACAAAGUUUGUUACAAACGUGCCGAUACAAACAACAGCGUUUUAUACUGUACAGCUGUAUUUGCUUUAGGACUAGAGCUGGGUGGCCUGCAGCCAUACACUCCCUAUUGGAUCACAGUGCUGGGGUAUAACAAUCAGGGAGAAGGACCCACCAGUCAACCACAGCAAGUUUGGACUGAUGAGUUUGUUCCUUCAGUCGCACCUAAAAUAACAUCCUUGACGACCAACUCAACUGCAAUCAGGGUAGCCUGGGAACCAAUACCUGAGGAACACGUCAAUGGAGUGCUCAGAGGCUAUUACGUCAUUUACUGGAGGAUGCCUCGUGUGUCCCAAGACAACCACGUGAUUCAAGUAAACCAAACAACGCUAAACGUGGUCAUAGUGGGGCUUAAAAGGAACACUUCCUAUGGGGUGCAAUUGACGGGGCUGACUCGCGUCAGGGGCUAUAUUAGGAAUGGUGUCCUCAGUCGAACGAAGAAAGUCACCACCAAAUAUGGUUCGAAGGCUCCAAAAAACUUACGCGUUUUCAGUCUUUGUUCCACCUGCUUGACAGUGACCUGGGACCCAGUUUACAUCUCCCCCACAGAUUCUCUAAAAGGGUAUCACGUGACCUAUAGGGGCACAUCAGGAAAGGUUCACACGAAGAAGAUAGGAGCUAGAAAAUCUAUCGCACAGCUGAAGAAUCUUAAAAAGUUUUCUACUUAUACCGUGACGGUCACAGCUAAGACGGAUGAAGGACUGGGAGAUACAAGUGCAUCAGUUACCGUUACCACAAUGGAAGAUGUUCCAAGUCGUGCUCCGCUCUCUACGCGGGUGCGGAGCACUGGGGCACACAGUAUCUUGAUCGAGUGGAGCCCAGUCCCUGAGCAGUACGUACACGGCGUUUUAAGAGGCUAUCACGUGUAUUACAGAGCAAGUCGGCCAAUGAUAAAACGUUCAGUCAGUCAAAUGGGAGUGAUAAAAGCCGUUUCAGUCAAUAAGUCAAUUCAAAGUGUGGAGAUAACGUCUUUAGAGCCGUUUACGCCUUAUGACGUAUGGGUUUCUGCGUAUACUGCGAUGGGCAGCGGUCCUCCAAGUAGACCCGUGACAGUGACCACCGAUGAGGAUGUGCCAUCACGCGCUCCUCGCAUUCUCGAGGUGUUUGCAAAGAGUCCCAACUCAGUAUUUGUCAAAUGGGAACCCAUACCACAACACCACGUGAAAGGAUUACUCCAAGGUUACCACGUGCACUACAGUCAGAUAGACACGAGUUAUCCUGUGCUAAAGAACGUGAUCACUGUAAACGAAUCUGUGGCGCAUGUCACUUUGGACAACAUGAAACCGCUGACAAGGUAUCGUGUAUGGAUCACGGGAUUUACCAAAAAGGGCUCAGGGCCCAGCAGCGAUAAAACAUUUGUUUCCACACCUCAAACAGUCCCAGGCAGUCCUCAGGGAGUCAAAGUCAGUAUUGAAAACCCUCAGAGUGUUCUUAUUACUUGGAGGUCUCACUCAAGCUUCACGAAAUUCGUGACGCGUUACAUGGUUAAAUGGCUUCAUGUGGGUAGCACCGCUGACUCCAGAAUGGACGGUCAUAAGAUUGUAAACGCGGGAAACCCGUACCGGAGAGAGACUCAAGUCGGGGGACUAAAGCCCCAUAACAUGUACUCUUUCAUGGUGCGAGAGGAGACUGGGCAGAACAACUGGGGAAAAUUCUCCGACCCUGUUGAUGUUAUUAUGCCUGAGGAUGCUCCCUCUCCGCCGCGCAGAAUUUCAGUGAAAUACAAAGAGAAAACUCGUUUAGUUCUUCAGUGGCGACGACCAGAAGAAACAAACGGUGUCCUCAGGAAAUACGAACUCCACUUUACCGAUGGCGAUCAGGUUACUAAGACCUACACUGUGGACACUGACGUCGACAAGGAGUAUGUGACGUAUGAAAUGACUCUUCCUGAUGUCGAGGCUGAGUACAAGAUCAAAGUACAGGCUUAUAACUCAAAACAGGGGCAAAUGAGUGACGAGAUAACCGUACAGCAUUCACCCAGUGUUCAGACUUCAGAGGCUCGUGUACCAACCAAAGAACCCAGCUUGUUCAAGUCUAAGUUAGUAUGGAUCAUAGCCGGAGUGGUGGGUUUUGUCUUCCUACUGGUGGUAAUCACAACUAUUCUACUCCUCAGACGAGAUGCUCGACGUUCAAAAAAAAAGGGAGGAGACAUUACCAAACGUACCUUGUCCAUCAUAUCACAGACUGCUCGACCCAGGCGACCAGUUCCUGUGAAAGAGUUGGCAGAGCACUGUGCUCAUUUCCAUGACAAUAACAAUGCGUUAUUUAACGACGAAUUCAAGUGCCUUGAUCGGCUUGCGUGGAAAUCAACGUGGGAGGCGAGUCAGGUCCCACAUAACAGGACCAAAAACCGCUAUUGCAACGUAGUGGCGUAUGAUCAUAGUCGUGUUGUGCUCACAGCCAAGAGAGAUAUCCCCGGAUCUGACUACAUUAACGCCAACUACGUUGAUGGUUACAGUUUCCCAGCCAAGUAUAUCGCAACACAAGGUCCUAUUGAGUCAACGGUGAACGACUUCUGGCGAAUGGUGUGGGAGAAGAAUGUAAAAACGAUUAUUAUGAUAGAAAUGUUGGGGCGAGACGAAGAUUCACCUUGUGAAAGGUACUGGAGCGAGGCUGAGCCCAAAGAGUACGGUCACGUGGCUGUAUCACUUCUUAGUAGUAUGGCUAUGUCAGACUGGACUAUCAGGGAUUUUAUGCUUUGGUCAACAGAUCCUGACAGUGUAGACAAGCGAGAAGUAGUUCAGUAUCACUUCACAUCGUGGCCUGAUCACUCGGUUCCCCGGGACACCAUUGCUUUCUUAAUGUUCCAUCACAAAUUAAAGACAACUCUGGUUGCUGACCCUGGGCCUGUUAUCAUUCACUGCAGUGCUGGUGUCGGACGCACGGGAUCCUUCAUUGCCAUUGACUCGCUGAUGGAGCAAAUGGACACCGAGAAGGUGGUAGACGUGUAUGGCUUUGUGGCGCAAAUGAGAAAACAACGUAACUACAUGGUCCAGACUGAAGAGCAGUAUCGUUUUAUCUACGACGUCCUUAGAGACGCAUCCAUCUGUGGUGUUACAACAAUCACAUCAAGUGAAUUUGGAAGCGAUCUUCUUUGCGUCUCGGGAGAUGAACCUGAGGUAGUCGAGCAAAGAACUCUUGAGUUUGAGAGCCUUCAAGACUAUUCCGCUCACGAAACGCUGUUUAGAGAAGCACUAUUUCGAGAAAACGCAUUGAAAAACCGUUCGCCAGAGAUGUUACCAUUUAAUCACAACAGAGUUUACCUAAAGCCUUUUCCAGACGACCCUUGUUCCGACUAUAUCAACGCCAGCUUGAUUGAUAGCUAUAACGAAGGCGCCGCAUACAUCGCCACUCAAGGGCCCAUGCCGAGCACAGUCAAUGACUUUUGGCGUAUGCUGUGGGAACAGCGGUCAACCGUAGUGGUCAUGCUCACUGAUCUCCGGGAAAAUGGAGUGGAACAAUGUUAUCGCUACUGGCCCGAAGAAGAAGAAGGUUGUGCCAAAUAUGGAAAAAUUCGGGUGACGAAGAUUGACGAGGAGGUUCUCGAGGACCACACCCAAAGAGUCUUUAAAGUGCGGCGUCAUGGGGGCGACGAAAGUCUCGUGGUGUAUCAUUUUCAAUGCCACGGUUGGAAGGAGAAUGGGUUGCCUCGGGCCGAGAGCCUCGUAUACCUACAGCACCAGGUUCACAAGGUGGAGCCUGGGGAGUAUCACAACGGACCAAUCAUUGUUCACUGCAGCAAUGGUGAUGGUCGCACAGGAGUAUUUCUCAGCCUGUGUUUGAGUAUCGACAGACUGGAAACUGAUGAUAACGUGGACAUAUUUAACACUGUCCGAUGGCUUAGAUCACAGAGAGCGGGACUGGUAUCUAGCUUGGAUCAGUACAACUUCUGUUAUGAGCUGAUGAAGAGUUACAUGGCCUGGAGAAUUAGAGCGGCCAUCAAGAAUGAUUAUGUCUGAGGACCAUCUUUCUCUGAAAGAGGCAAUCUUCUAUGGAUGUGGCUCAGCUGUGUUGCUGUGGCACAGAUCUUGGAUCAUUCGCAGAACAUACAUAUAAAUAGACUCUGAAAUUACCAAAUAGUUAGAAAGCCAAACGUGAAUUAGCAUCGUCAUUAUUUCUGUAUUGCGCACAGUUUUGUCAGGUUAUAAUCCUAUUGCUUUCUGUUAGUUUGUGCACAUGUUAGCGAGACGUCACGCACGCACGCAUACGCGAGUAAGGGAAAGCACUACUACCCGCGUGUCUGUUUUCACACGUUUCUUACUCGCGUUCUCGCUAAAAGCCUGUCCUGUAAGCUAGUCAUUGUCCACAAAAACUAAGAGAGUUCGAAACUUUUUCUGGUUAAUCCUCUAGAGAACUUACCUAAGCUAUUGCAGCCAUGUUAAUAUUUCAGCCGAGCGCAAAUUUAUCGAGUGUCCUAAAGCCAAAACAAGAGUAAUCACGGCCGCCAAUAAGAGUAGAGAAUAUCUUAAGGAAUCAAUGAGAACUCAGUGUAAAACAAGCUAACUGCCUGAAGCGCGGGAAAACGCGGGUGAGCCGUUGUAUACAAACUGUAACUUUCUUACCGUGAUAGCAACGUUUUGCGCUUGGUCAUGUCACGCAAUAUGCUCCUAUCCGUUAAAAAUAAGGUUUUUAAGUCUAAAGUUUUUGCCUUCAAAAGACUGAUAAGAUAGCACCAUUAUAAAACAAACUAUUAGAGAAAAAAACUUAGUUGUUAAAUGCUUCAUAUCAUAUAUGUUAACUUAAGUUUUUUGCUUCCUAAGAGUAACAUGACUUGUAUUGUCCCGAUGAAAGGGGUCAUUUUGUUUCGUUUGCGUUCAAGUUGUACAAGAUAAAAGCUAUUUUGGGUUUUACCUUUUAUGCCAUUAUUAUAUUACUCACGCUAAGAUACAUUUUAAAAAUAAACUUUAAAGUUACCAUACAAUAGACAUUCAUUUUCGCAAAAUAAAAUAAGGAACUCAUG